Messenger RNA from Pristis pectinata (smalltooth sawfish), 4339 nucleotides. RefSeq names its product alpha/beta hydrolase domain-containing protein 17B. Bases 755 to 1621 code for a protein of 288 amino acids. Lineage: Eukaryota; Metazoa; Chordata; Chondrichthyes; Rhinopristiformes; Pristidae. Gene Ontology annotation, molecular function: palmitoyl-(protein) hydrolase activity. The record is from RefSeq and is a predicted model, not a curated record. Gene Ontology annotation, biological process: protein depalmitoylation. Gene Ontology annotation, cellular component: plasma membrane; endosome membrane. The transcript is spliced from 3 exons.
UCGUCGCCUUUCCCUUUCCCCACAACCUCCAAAGGCGUGUCAACACCGUCAGAUCUUAAAAAUACGUGUUUAAACACAAAAAAACAUGGGAGUGCCUCAGUCGAUAGGUGCAAAAAUAAAACAUCGGAUGUGAGAGGAGUUGCGGCUGGAGGGUGUGUGGUGAUCGUUGGUUUGUCCCAGCGGAAGGUUCCACCGACGGUUGCGUCCCCCGGGGCCUCGGCCGGCCGACAGGUGGGGGCGGGAGUGCCGCCGCAUUGUCCCGGAGGCCGGCAGAGCGCAGCAACGCGGCCUGGCCUCCCGCUUCCUCCUCUCUCCCCCUCCCCCGGACAGCUUCAGGGGAUCUCGCUUGGGUUCCCUCCUUCCCUCCCUCCCCCCACACACCCCCCACCCCCCCGCCUCCUCGGGGCCCAGAUGACUUGCGGCUUCAGGUCAAGUUUCUCUUCCUUUCGUGAAAGGGCUCUCGGCUUUCACUUCGAUCGAUGAGUGUUAAGAGAAAGAAAACUACGGUGGAUUUAUCAUUGAAACAUCCGGUGUGUGGCAGCCCGACUUCCCUCGGAAGAUUCAACAUGCCAUCCAUCACCCGCUCGGAGUCUAGUCACCUGUGAGAAAAUUCCACAAAGCUAUUUCUCAAAGAGAAAGUUUCACUUCGGGAUCUCCGACCCAGUAGUUUCCCCUCUUGUGAUCACUGGAAUAGUCAAUUUUUUAUUUAUUUAUUCGAUUGAUUGACUGGGAGUGACUUGUAGUUGGCCUUGCCAUGAAUAACCUGUCUCUGAGCGAGCUGUGUUGCCUCUUCUGUUGUCCACCCUGCCCCGGUCGCAUCGCCUCCAAGCUGGCUUUCCUGCCCCCCGAGCCCACCUAUGCUCUGCUACCCGAUGAGUCCGGGGGCCGCUGGAGCCUGCACCUGUCCGAACGAGCGGACUGGCAGUACUCGCAGCGAGAGAAGGACUCCAUCGAGGCCUUCAUGACCAGGACCAGCCGGGGCAACCGUAUCUCUUGCAUGUUCAUUCGUUGCUCCCCCAGCGCCAAAUUUACGCUGCUCUUCUCGCAUGGCAAUGCCGUGGAUCUGGGUCAGAUGAGCAGCUUCUACAUCGGCCUGGGUUCCAGGAUCAACUGUAACGUAUUCUCCUACGACUACUCGGGCUACGGAGCCAGCUCCGGCAAGCCUUCUGAGAAAAAUCUCUAUGCAGACGUUGACGCGGCUUGGCAGGCCCUCAGGACCAGGUAUGGAAUUCGUCCAGAGAAUGUGAUCCUGUAUGGUCAGAGUAUAGGCACAGUACCCACAGUGGACCUGGCUGCUCAGUAUGAAUGUGCCGCAGUUAUCCUUCAUUCACCUUUGAUGUCUGGAAUGCGUGUAGCCUUCCCUGAUACAAAGAAGACCUACUGUUUUGAUGCAUUCCCCAACAUCGACAAGAUUUCAAAAAUAGCCUCUCCAGUGCUGAUCAUCCAUGGAACUGAAGAUGAAGUCAUCGAUUUUUCACAUGGGUUGGCAUUGUACGAACAAUGUCAAAGGCCAGUAGAACCGCUGUGGGUGGAAGGAGCCGGUCACAAUGACGUUGAGCUCUAUGGACAGUACCUUGAAAGACUGAAGCAGUUUGUUUCUCAAGAAUUGACAAGUUCCUAAAUGAAAGUUUAAUAUGCAAGGGCAUUAUAUUUUGUUUGUUUUUAGUUAGAAAAUGCUUUCCAUUUUUCUUUUAUUAAAAUUGCAUACGCAAUCUGAUAUAACUGCUGAGAAAGAUAUUGAAGGGUUUUGGUUGCAAAAUUGUGGUACCCAUGGGGUUCUAAAGAUUUGCAAACAUAACAUUGAUAAUUAAUGCCAGUAUUUAAAAUAAAACUGGAGUACAGAAUCAGUUUGACAAAUUGUUUUAGGGAUACCCAGGAUAAGGAAGUUAACCAUAUUUUCCCUUCAUUCUUUUGUUUGGAUAUAUUGAUGAUGUAUUGGAUGAAAUGUUUCUUUAGUUGUCAUGCACAUAUUUAAUUGUUGCUUUGUAUGUUUUGCCAAAUGGAUUAGCAUAUCAAUAAGAAAGAGAAAUUGCUUCACUAGGCCAUCUGGAAUGCAUCUUUUGUAAAUCAACUUGAUGUUCAGAAUAACCAGAAGUACUGUGCGUGCUGGGAAUCUGAAAUUAUAAACAAAAGUUUGGAAACAAUACGCAGGUCAGGCAGCAUCUGUGGAAAUGAUGAGGUCAGUGACCUUUUGUCAGAACUGAUUUUCACCGUGCAAAGUAAAAUCCUUAAUCAAUUCAAGAUGUAAAUUGACCAUUGUCACAAAAUUGUUCAAUGCUUUAAUCGUGUGCUUGGUGGCAAGUUUCCAUGGGAAGUAGUUUGGUGGAGUGUGAGGUGCCUGAGUUCUGCCUCCUCCUCGCAAGAUUGAAGAGAGCAAGCAAUCUUUGCCUGUUGCACAAAGUUUGUGCCAUUUACAUGGCAUUGAGCAGGUCUGUAUCAAUCAAAUAUUGCCCUCAGCUUUUCUUGGAAAACUGACCUUAAAGUAGUGUUUAAAUUUUUUUAUAAUUUCUUUUAUAAAUUUGAGUGCACAGAGAUUUAUUUUUUUUAUUUUGUUGUGCAUAAUUUUCACAGACUGUGGCUACUCAAGUCCUGAGGGUUUUGGUUUUGCUGAUUGUAUGGACAAACUCCAGUUUCAGAUUACACAUCAUGUACUUUUUUUUUGUAAAUGCAAAGGAGAUGGGAAGUCUUCCCUUGUUAAGACAUAGAUAACCUGUGUUUUGAAGGAAUUUUUCACUUUGUUUUUGGCACAUAAAAGACCACUAGUAAUGAAAUAGUGUUUAUUUUUCACCUUUUUUUUAAUGGGGAGUGGGAAUAUUGAGCUGUGGGAGUGAGGGGUGGGAUCAGCCACUAGCCUAAUUAUGUAGGGAAUAGUUUUAAAGGAUAAUAACCAACACACUACAAUGCAUUGUUUUUAGGUGUAUUUCCCAUUAGAGAGACUAACAUAUGCAACACUAACCGCUGUAGGUAAUGCAGAGUGAAUGCAUUUACAAGAGCAAUUGAAAAGUCGAUUUCUUUAUGGGAGGAAACACAUUUUAAAAUUAUGGUACUCAAGUAGCCUUACAGAUUUUUUUAAAAUGUGAAUGUGUAAAUGCUUGAAAUUCUCUGAAUUUAUAUGCUCAUGUAUGAUCCCAUGUUUCUGUAUAUUAUGACAAAAAUGCUACUUAGUGGUCAACUAUGUAUAUUGCCUGUGAAUUAAAUGUACAAGUCCAAUUUAUACAUUUACUGUCAAAUAAGGAGCGGCAAGCAGGCAUUGCCAGCAUUAAUGCAAUACCUUUGUUCUAGUUGCUUUAUAUUUCAGAGAUCAGUACUUCAGGAGCCAACCUUUGCUGGGAACUUAUUUUUAAAGACCAAAUUUGAAAUCUGACAGAAAUGGUAUCUUUCAGAAGUCUUGUAAACUGUAAAUGACAUCCAUCCGUAUUCCUUUACCUUGCCUUGUUGCUUAUUCAUUGCCUGAAAAUAUAUGCAGUAUUCAUUCUUUAAACUGCUCCCACCCCACACUAUACCCACACCAUCUCUCCAAUGCACAGGAUGGCAUGGGAUUAGCUUUUGAUUUUAUGGUGUACAUUGUACUUUGUUCUCAUUUGUGAAACUUUUUAACUUAAAGUCCUCCACUAACAGCUGAGUAACCUAGCUGUGAUAAAUCAGUAUUUGCUCCUUUCUAGCAAGCCUGGAAGAAAAGCAUUUAAACUCCUCAUUUGCAAAUCGCAUUUUACAGGAUUUAGCAUAACCUGACCUGCCCAAGUGACAGCAGAAUCGCCUUAGUUGUCAGAUUGGAAAGAGGAAUGGUUCUCAAUUGUGCUCAUCCUGUAGAGGUUAAGAGUAAUUAUGAUCCAUGUGUUGUUAAAUGUUCUGUCCUUCCAAGUGAUUGGGUGUUUCUCAUUCAGCACACCAUUGGCUAUAUUUUGAGGUUUACCAAUCUCACUAGAUGGAUUGUAAUUACCAUCCUUCAGCUUUUACUUUUCCAAGAUUCUAUUAAGAAGCAACAGAGGUUAACAGGAAAACAAAAACAAUGGCUCACAGAUUGUUAUUUAGGUGGGCAGAUAACUUGACCGGCUGGGAAGUAACACGUACACAUGACCAGCCUGAACAGAGGGGUGCCAUAUAAUUAAAGCACUUCAAAAUCUUGUGAAAUCUGUAUUUCAUGUAAACACUGUUUAAAUGUGAGUUAAUGAAGUGGCCUGUGGCAAGAUGAAACUUUCUAGUACUUUUUACCAUCCUGACUACUGAGCAAAUCGAAACUACCUGUACCUGUUCUGUGUUUUGCUUAUUUUCUGUUCUACCUGAUGCAGGCAGGUUGGUAUUUUUAUUAUAGUUGAAUUAAACUUUGAUUUAAAACAUG